Molecule: messenger RNA, 1356 nt
Organism: Echinostoma caproni
Lineage: Eukaryota; Metazoa; Platyhelminthes; Trematoda; Plagiorchiida; Echinostomatidae
Source: the annotation of a GenBank genome assembly
ACCGGACUGAUUGGAUUUUCAAUAUUCAUAUCGGCUGCUUUGGUUUUUUGGUUUGGGAUCAAACAAAUCGUGAAUGACCAAUCGGAUCCCGGUUCUGUGGUUACAGUGUUCAUGAAUGUUGUGUUUGGCAGUAUCCUUCUCGGUAUUGCCGCUACUAAUAUACCAUACAUGAUCAGUGCCAUAGUAGCUGCGAAAGAAAUAUAUGGCACGAUCGAACGGACUCCAAAAAUUGACAAAGACUUCAAGGGCAAAGUAUUAGAAAACUUCACCGGUAAUAUCCUUUUUCAAAACGUAUCGUUCACCUAUCCAAGUCGCCCGGAUGCAAAGGUUUUGAAAAAUUUCAAUCUAGAGCUGCAUCCAGGAAAAACGGUCGCUUUGGUCGGGUCAAGUGGAUCCGGGAAAAGUACUGUUGUUCACUUGUUGCAGCGAUUCUACGAUCCCGAUGAAGGAAAGAUCCUAGUUGAAGGAGUUGACAUUCGAGAACUGGAUUUGAAGAGCUUCCGCCUUCAUCUCGGUUGUGUUCAGCAGGAACCCGUGCUGUUUCAGGGUACUGUGAUGGACAAUAUUCGAUUGGGUUGUUUUGACGCUUCAGCUGACGAUGUGGUGGAAGCGGCCAAAUUAGCCAAUGCUCAUCAAUUUAUUAUUCAGCUACCGGAGGCAUACAAUACGGUCGUUGGCGAAGGUGGAGCAGGUCUUUCUGGUGGUCAGAAGCAGCGAAUUNGAAUUGCUAUAGCACGUGCCUUGGUACGAAAGCCCAGUUUGCUCCUGUUGGACGAAGCAACAUCGGCCCUAGACACACGCUCGGAGUAUGAGGUUCAGGCUGCAUUGGAUAAAGCUUCCGCAGGGCGAGCUGUACUUGUCGUCGCGCAUCGUUUGACUACAAUACGUAACGCAGAUUGCAUUGUGGUGUUGGAUAAGGGAUGUAUUCGUGAGAUGGGCACACACGACCAGUUAGUGCGUCUUGGCGGUCUAUACGCAUCAAUGGUGGAGCACCAGGAUGAAGAUGAAAGGUCAGAAGAAGACGAUAAUGGUGAAGAAGAACAAAAAGAGAACGAGUUUGAGGCAGAGAAGACCAAAGGAUCAGACAAUCAGAAGCAGACGGAUAGUUGCAAACAAGUGCAAGAACUGCAACCGGACAAUGACAUAUUUGCACUGACAGACAAAGACGAGCAACAAAGGCAGAUCAACGUGAUCAGUGCCGCGAUGACUGGUAUUGGUGCUAUUCGCUUACUACUCGGUAUAUCUCAGGGUUACUUUUUCGGUGUAUCCGGAGAGCGACUGAUUCGGCGAAUGCGAUCCAUUGUGUUCCAAUCCAUGAUGCGACAGGUGCGUUGGUGGACUCAAAGUUCACUGUGA